AUGUCUGCUGGACAUGAUGAAGUGUCAAACUACCUAAUCAAUCAGGUGGCAGCAAAAAUAUUUACGCCACUAAUGGCUAUUGCCAACUGCUCUUUCCAAGAAGGAGUAUUUCCAGAUAAACUCAAAUUAGUUAAAGUAGUACCUAUAUACAAAUUGGGAAAGGAUGGCAGUCCUAAUAACUACAGGCCAGUAGCUUUAGUAUCAGGCUUCUCCAAAAUAUUAGAAAUUCUCAUGCUAAACAGACAUAUUGCUUAUUUGGAAAAACAUAACGUGGUACUGUCUGGAGUUUUUCUUGAUCUAUCCAAGGCGUUUGACACAGUUGAUCAUACAGUCCUCGUAAAGAAACUAGAGAAUACUGGUAUUCGUGGACAUGCAGCAAACUGGAUAACAUCAUAUCUAAGUAACAGGAAGCAAUAUGUAAUUUACAGGACCAAUAAAAAUCACAAUCAAAGAUUCGAAACUUCCACUGGCCAUACACAAACAGACGAGCAAAAUAUAGUACGCCUAUCUAUUCCCUUAAAUAGCAUACUAGAAGUAAUCAGUAUAUAG
This is a messenger RNA of Schistocerca cancellata (South American locust), 549 nucleotides long. RefSeq lists its product as uncharacterized. The record is from RefSeq and is a predicted model, not a curated record. The transcript is spliced from 3 exons. Lineage: Eukaryota; Metazoa; Arthropoda; Insecta; Orthoptera; Acrididae. Bases 1 to 549 code for a protein of 182 amino acids.